AUGGUCCAAUUCAAAGGGCAAAGCUAUGUCAAAUAUUAUAUGCGUGGAAAACCACAUCCUUGGGGCUUCAAAAUUUAUUUAUUAUGUGAGUCAAGUAGUCUUGUGUAUGAUUUGUUAAUGUAUCAAGGAGGAAAUACAGAAAUUAACGAGCAAGAAAAACAAAUUUACGGGUUUGGUGGAGCAGUAGUUCUAAAACUUAUAAAUGACAUAGUAAAACCAAGCCAACAUUAUUUAUACUUUGAUAAUUUCUUUACCAGUUUUAAUUUAAUUCAUGCAUUAGAUGAAAUGAAAAUUUAUGUCACCGGUACGGCCAAAACUAAUCGUUUUGUGAAUCCGCCUCUACUUAGUGAUAAAACUAUGUCUAAUUUAGGUCGUGGUGCUUCUUUUGAAAUUUCUUCAGCCGUGCCUAAUACUAAUAUAGGUAUGCUAAAGUGGUACGAUUCAAAAUCAGUUGUAUUGGUGACUAACUGUAUUACAUCAGGGACGCCUGAUACGGUAAGACGAUGGAAUAAAAACAAAAAAAAUUACGAAAAAGUUGAUCGCCCAGAAAUUAUUUUAAACUAUAACACUUCAAUGGGAGGUGUUGAUAAACACGACAUGCUUAAUAGUUUAUUUCUAACUCAUAUAAAAUCUAAUAAAUGGACCUUACGUCUUAUAACAUAUGCGUUUGAUAUGGCUACAAUUAACUCGUGGCUAGAAUAUCGUAUCGAUGCAAAUAAUUUAGGUGUUGAAAAAAAAAUCGACUGGAUUUACUUCAAUUUAAGGAAAGAUUAG
This is a messenger RNA of Melanaphis sacchari, 774 nucleotides long. Its product is annotated as piggyBac transposable element-derived protein 3-like. Bases 1 to 774 code for a protein of 257 amino acids. Lineage: Eukaryota; Metazoa; Arthropoda; Insecta; Hemiptera; Aphididae. The transcript has a single exon. The record is from RefSeq and is a predicted model, not a curated record.